Messenger RNA from Rhinopithecus roxellana (golden snub-nosed monkey), 13097 nucleotides. RefSeq lists its product as uncharacterized. Lineage: Eukaryota; Metazoa; Chordata; Mammalia; Primates; Cercopithecidae. Bases 1398 to 2603 code for a protein of 401 amino acids. The record is from RefSeq and is a predicted model, not a curated record. The transcript is spliced from 19 exons.
UCUCCCCAGGGUGUGGGCUGCAGGGAGGGGCUGCACAGGCUGUUUCCCUGAAGGAGGGAGGAGGGAGGGAUCACAGAGGCACUGGGAGUAAACGGAGAAGGAAAUGGCAGUGACCUGAGAGCCAGGUGGUCCCGGUUUGGGGUUGAACUGUGUGGGAACAGCUUCCUGGCCUGUGUGUAAGUGGAAGGGGGAGGGCGCUGAGGUCUGGGGCAGGAAGCAGUGGUAACAAGGCAGGUCCUGGCCCUGCGGGUCUGGGGCUUCUCUUCUUCCUGUGAGCUGUGUUGGUGGCUCCUGCGGGAGGUGCCCUGGACCUGUGGUCUGGUGGGGCCCAGGCCUCCCAGGGAUAGCAGGGCAGCCGGGGCUGGAGGAACCUUAGGGGCCCAGGUCAGGGUGGCCCUGAACCACUGCUUCCACCUGUGACCAGGGCUGCUGUGGGGAUCUCGGCAUGAGACCCCUUUUCCGAGGAGGGGAGGCACCCUGCCACUGUGGGAGCCCUCGGCAGGGUGGACCAUACCCUCUAGGAGGCCGGCACUUCCCUGGGUUCACGAAGAUGGAGCCUCCCGCCCAGUGGUGCAGCAGCCCUGCGUCCUCCCUCAGCCCUUUCUGAUGGCUUCCUGGGGAUUCCCGAUGCCCAUGGGGUGAUGAGAGGAGAGCAGAGGGGAGGAGGGGCAGGGCUGUGUCCUGGAGAAGGGGGUGCUCAGGCUGGUGUCCCUGGAGAGCUCUGGGCUCCUGGAGGCCAAUCAGAGGCCAAAGGUCAGACAACAGCAGCCUCGAGAGCCCCAGGAGAGGCAGGGGCCGUCCCGAUCCAGAUGUGGGUUCCCACUGUGAUGCCACCAAGGACUGUCCUGGAAGUGGGUGCCCACUGGGGAGAGAGACAGGGAUUUCUGGAAGGUUCUUUGUCUGUGACUGUGGGAGGGCCCCCAGGUGCCUCCACCCAGAAAGGUGAGAUGUGGGAGAGUCCCAGAGUCGUUCCCCAACCCUGGAUGGACCUCUGCAGCCUCAGUGCUACUCAGGUUCCAGCCAGACCUGGAGCUGGUGCAGGUGAAGCCCAGGCCAGGUGAGUUCCAGUCCAAUGAGGCCCCGGACAGGUGAGGCCCAGGACAGGUGAAGUUCGGGACAGGUGAGUUUCAGGCCAGGUUAAAUCCAGGUCAGGAGAGGUCCAGGUGAGUUGAGGUCCAGGUCAGGUGAAGCUCCUGAUAGGUGAGGUCCAAGAUAGGUGAGGCCGAGCUCAGGUGAAGCCCAGGUCAGCUGAGGCCCAGGUCGGGGAGGCCCAGGUCGGGGAGGCCCAGGUCAGGAAAGGCUGAGGUUGAUGUGUGAGGCUUCUGUAGUUUUCUCUUGGUGCGAAUCCUUCCUGGUGUCCCUGCCCCUCCUCCCAGUCCCUGCUCUGUGCCUGCCAGAUGGCAGCCCCUGCACAGGUGGUGCUGGCUGUGGAGGAGCUGGGCUCUGCCUCCCUGUGCACGGGCAUCCCUCUCGGGCUCUGGUCAGGAGUGUGGCUGAGUUGCUUCGCUCCAGAAUGCACCGACUGUGCCGUCCUCAGGUGUAUACGUCCUCAGGGGUAUAAGGUCCUACGCUUGCUCCACAUCAGGCCCCAGGAGCUGCCAGUAGGUACCCGCCUGCCCUGCCACACGGUGAGCCUGCAGCCUGUUGUGGAUGCCCAGGGAGGAGCCCCCACUGAUGCUGUUACCUGGUGUUUCUUGGAGCCAAUGCUGGGGGCUAGGAAGUGUCUGCCCUGUUCCAGCCGGCUCCAUGGCUGUUCCGUGGUGGCUGCAGAUCUCUUCCCAGGAGAGGCCUGUGAGAGGGCUGGACGUCUGGGAGCCCUGCAUUCUCCCGUGAUGUUGCUGCCUGGAUCCCUCGUCUUUAACCGGAGUGCUGAGCCUCCCUGCAGGAGGCUGCCCUGCAACCGGGCAGUGAGGGCAAGGGCCCAGGCCUGCCUUGGAAAGACUUGGGUGAGCCUUUGUCCUGGAAAUACAACAGCCGGCCUGAGAGGGGAGCGGGGCCGGAGUGGCCGGAGGAAGGUGGGACUCAGGAUGGUGUGGACGACCUGUGGCCAGCGUGCUGCCUGGGUGGAGAGGAGCCUGCCACUGUGGGAGCCCUCGGCAGGGUGGAGCAUACCCUCUAGGAGGCUGGCACUUCCCUGGGUUCACGAAGACGGAGCCUCCCGCCCUGUGGUGCAGCAGCCCUGCUUCCUCCCUCAGUCCUUCCUGAUUGAUGGCUUCCUGGGGAUUCCGGAUUCCCAUGGGUCAGUCAUCCCUGCCCUGGAGCACAGACCUCCCACUGAGGGAACCCUCCCCACAGAGGACCAGAGGGCAGACAACGGCAGCCUUGAGAGCCCCAGGAGAAGCAGCCUGACACCCCCUGACAAUAACCACACCUGGAACUGGAGGCAGGGCUGUGAGGAGGAGCUUCCCAGGGAACAGGGUGGGUCCAGACAGCUGUGCCAGGAGCCCCCAGGGCUGGGGAGGCGGGGGGCUGCUCAGGGACCAGACAUGCACAGUGUACCCCUGGAGAGGCGUCUGCAGCCUCCUGGGCUGUGGGACAGGUCUCUGGUCAGCAGGAGGCUGGGUGCUCCCCCGGCAUGUGCUCUCCUGUCUCCUCACUGGUGAGCUCCUAUGUGACCCAGUGCGGGCCCAGCUCCAGUGUUCACAGCUGUCAGCCUGGCCGAGGGUCCAGGCAGAACUGGGCAUGGGCUCCUUCUUAGGGGCCUUGGAGACUCUCUACGGCUGUACCUGGGACUGGGGGCUCCAUGAGUGGUCUUUGCCAGGUGGGGAUGACAAAGGCAGGAGUUUCUACGUGGGCAGGUGAGGGGGACUGUCUGGGGCCUGGCCCUACGGAGCACAGCGGCCUCUCAGAGGAGGGUGUGUGGGAGUCCUGCCUGUUGGGAGCCUGGGGGAUGCUGUUCUCUUGAUUCCAGCCAGGAUGGGAAUCCAGGCAAUUGGCAGGAGGUGCUGGAACAACGCUGGUGUCUGCAGGGAUUCCUGGCCCCAGGAAUUGGCUGUUAGAAUCGGGGUAUCUGUCGGGACAGGGUCUGGUGCAGCUGGCAGGGAAGGGACCAGGGCACCUGUGGUCAUCAGUGAGGUCACCUCAGAGCCCUCUGAAGCCCCUGUUUGGGGGCACAUGGUGUGCAGGGCACCAGCCCAUGGGCUGAGAUGGCCCGGGUGUCCCUAGAAUCCGAGAGUCUUGGCACAAACUCUCAGGCCUGGCUCUUGUGGUCCUGGGGAGCUCUGAGCCGAGGCGUGUGCAUGGCCCCUGGGUGUCCGGCCAGUUUUUGUCUCUGGUUUCAUCACUGUGGUAGUCACCAUAGUCCACAGUAGGAGGGCCCAUCAAAAAAGCCCCUGAGUGUGGCCAGAGAGGCCUUUCCCAUGCAGGCCCUGGUGCAGGCGUCUGGGGCCCCCACUGACAGUGGUGCUGCGUCCUGGGGAUCUCAGGCCUUUCUGAAUCUUCCACAUCUGCCAUCCAGGGCAGGAGGGUCUGACUCACCUCCCAGGCUCCUGUCCCCUCCAGGAGGGGCUGAGGUGACGUCCGGCCGGAGAGUAUGCAGGAGUCAGGCCUCCUGGAGUUUGAGCCCUGGGGCAGGUGCAGGAGGUGGGACUCCAUUUAGGGGCUGGGAAGGGCUGGGCUGUGGGGCUGCCCCCACGGGCCAUCUUGUGUUCUGGGGCCGUCCCGAUCCAGAUGUGGGUUCCCGCUCUGAUGCCACCGAGGACUGUCCUGGAAGAGGGUGGCCACUGGGGAGAGAGACAGGGAUUUCUGGAAGAUUCUUUGUCUCUGACUGUGGGGGUGAGUCCUCUGUUGGCUUCCCCGGUGAGGUCUGGAAAGGAGCAGGACUCAGGACAGUCGGGCAGGAUGAGCGACGCCCAGCUCUGUCUGUCUCCGGGAAUGUCUUCUGUCUUGGAAAAGACCCAGGAGAGGCUCAGGCGUCAGGGCCAGGCAGGCCAGGGACCAAAAAACAGUGCACAGGGCCAGCCCCGCCCUCCUGGUGCCCCUACUCUGAUGUGGGGGCUCGCAGCGUCCACACAUAUGGCCCAGCCUUAAGGGAGGGGCUUCUAGGACCGCCGGCUGGACAGAAGCAGAUGGUGCCGUGGGACCGGCCCUGUCCCCAUCUGGACUGGGGUUGGAGGGCAGCAGUGAUGCCGACCCGUUGGAGUCAGGUCUGGCUGACCUGUGGGAUAAUCCUGGCCAUCUGUUUCAUGGUCUCUGGGGCUGGCAGGCAGGAUCUCAGGGUGGUCACUCGUGGGGCUGUCCAUCGUGCCUGCCGCCCUGUGUGUCUGGGUCACAGGCUGCACUGCUGUGGUGGCCACCAUACCCAUGGUGCUGUGUCCUCAAUCAAAAUCCUAACAUGGCACGUGGCGGACCCCCACAGGGAGGGCUGUGGCGGGAGACUCCCAGGGAUGGGUUUUUGAUGGACUCUGUGACACUGUGGGUGUAAUAAGUACUAGUCCAAGCAUUGUAAUACCACAGUGACACAGACCUCACUUCAAACCUACUGCCAGGCCUGGUGAAACCUGGGAUGUCCAGAGCUGACCUGAGGAGGCAGGAGGGCCCCGAGGGGAGGCUGUGGGCCCAGCGCUCUCAGGUCUGCUGCGGGGACACUCAGGUCUGCCCCUCGCUUAGGUGGACAGUGUCCGUGCCCACCUGUGUCCUGAGGCUCCACCUCAGGCUGGUAUCUGUCUGUACUGUCCCUACCCGCCCCAUGGCCAUGUUCUUUUGGUUGUAUAAAUUGCCUCCAAAUCAUGCAGGUAUCACUCUGGGGCUUUUUAUAUUCCCUGGGCCAUCAAGUGCCUCCACUCAGAAAGGUGAGAUGUGGGAGAGUUCCAGAGUCAUUCCACAACCCCGGAUGAGCCCCUGCAGCCUCAGUGCUACUCAGGUUCCAGCAAGACCUGGAGGAGGUGCAGUUGAGGCCCGAGGUCAGGUGAGGCCCAGGCCAGGUGAGGUCCAGGUCAGGUGAGGCCCAGGCCAGGUGAGGUCCAGGUCAGGUGAGGUCCAGGUCAGGUGAGGUCCAGGUCAGGUGAGGCCCAGAUCAUGUGAGCUCAGGACAGGUGAGGUCCCAGUCAGGUGAGGCUGAGGUCAGGUGAAGCCUAUAGGUGAGGUCCAGGCCAGGUGAGGCCCAGGCCAGGUGAGACCCAGGCCAGGUGAGGUCCAGGCCAGGUGAGGCCCAGGCCAGGUGAGGCCCAGAUCAUGUGAGCUCAGGACAGGUGAGGGCCCAGUCAGGUAAGGCUGAGGUCAGGUGAAGCCUAUAGGUGAGGCCCAGGCCAGGUGAGGCCCAGGCCAGGUGAGGCCCAGGCCAGGUGAGGUCCAGAUCAAGUGAGGUCCAUGUUAGGUGAGGCCCAGGUCAGGUGAGGCUGAGGUGGAUGUAUGAGACUUCUGUAAUUUUCAGUGAGUGCCAACCCUGCCUAGUGUCCCUGCUCCUCCUCCCAGUGCCUGCUCUGUGCCUGCCAGAUGGUGCCCCCUGCACAGGUGGUGCUGGCUGUGGAGGAGCUGGGCUCUGCCUCCCUGUGCAUGAGCGUCCCUCUUGGGCUCUGGCCUGGGAGUGUCGCUGAGUUGCUUGUCUCCAGAAUGCACUGACAGUGCCGUCCUCAGCGGUAUACGUCCUCGGGGGGAGUACGGCUCUGUGCUUACUCCACGUCAGUCCCCAGGAGCUGCCAGCAGGUACCGGCCUGCCCUGCUGCACAGUGAGCCUGCAGCCUGUCGUGGAUGCCCAGGGAGGUGAGUGCUCCACACAUCAGGCCUUUCCUCUUUAAAGUCAUUUCUUUGGGGAAACAUCAUCGAUGACUCAUAUACUAAAUAUAUGUCUGUAUCAUUGUGCAAUUGCCUGUGUCAUUAUUUAUUUAUCCAACCUGGGUUAAUGUCUUUGCUAUUGUGAACAGCGCCGGAGUGAGAAUUUUCUAAAUACAGCUCUUUGCGUUUUCCUCUUCUUGCGAUUUAGAAGUUUAACUGCUGUUUUCAAGGUACUGUAAUGUAUUUGUUCUGUUCUUGUUAGGAGACUUGCCAACCCUGUGCGUCUCAGUUCAUACCCUCUUCCUUGCCCAGUAGAAGUAACCACAACUGUGUUUAUGUGAUUUUCAUUUUCUUGAUUUUCCUUGUAGUUUUUCUAGUGGAAAGUUUAUCCCUUAAGAAGAUAGUUCCUUGUGCCAUGUGUAAAUUUUAUUUAGAAGAAAUCAUAGUGAAGGUAUUUUUUGGAGUUUCUGUUUUUACUCCAAUUACUCAGCAUUGUCAUGAACUGAACUGCAGAGCUGCCUGCAGCCUCUAUUGUUGUCCUCAUGGCUGUCUGGGUUCGCACUGCAUGAACCUGCCAUCGUUUAUUCGUCUGUUUUCCUUCAGAUGUAUGUUUGCUUCGUUCUCAGUUUGGGCUGUGACAGUCGGUUUUUCUGCACAUCUUUGCCCAUGAGGCUCUCAGGGAGGGCUCUAGGGCUGGCAUUGCCUGCAGGGUUCUGCUUUGUCACAGGGAGUUCCUGCCAGUGCUUUUCAGAGUGUCUGUGCCCAGCAGCAAUGCCUGAAGGUGCCCACUGAACUUUGCCCUGGCAUCAGGCGCUUUCUGUGUGCUUGCUUCUGUGCUGCUCCACAUUCUGGGGAAUUUAUUCAGAUCUGUGCUGCAAAUCCAUCUUGCUGAUUUUCUCUUUAGCUGUGCCUACAUCAGCUGUUAAGCAUCCCAUGAUGCAGCAGUGUGGGCACAGGGCAAACUUUCGAAUGAUGACAGCGUAGGAUAGCGGCUGCUCCUCCUUCCCUCUGCCCUUUCCACAGACUGUCCUCCUGGGCUCACUCCCAGCCAUUGAUCCCAAAAUCCAGUUUAUGGAACUCUCUGCGCAGGAAAGGAGAAACAGCAAAAGGCCCUGCUCAGGCUCUGCCUGCAUCCCCUCUUGCACACCCGCCAAAGCUCUUUCCUUGGGGCCUGUGCCAGCUUCCCAGCUGCCUCUCAUUUUCUGUUUACUCUGCUUGCUGCCCGGUGCGGAUGAUAUAUGGGGAGGAGUCUGGUGUGUUUUGGGUGUUGAUGGACACCCCUAGGCCCUACGUCUCAGAUGCUCCCCGCAGCCCGUCAGCCUCAGAAGUGGGAGCAUUUACAGCAGGGUUUUGGGACUGGGGCUGUGUCAGUGUGGGCAUAGCAAGUAGUACUAGUACAAUAUUCUCACAGUGACACGAGCCCCCACAGAAUCCUCCUGUCCCUGCGGAUGUCACCGAGUCCCCCCUUGCUGUCUCUGGCCAGUUCUCCUGCUGAGACUGUGAUUUCCGGGGAUUUUUGUCUGAAACUCGUGUGUCUUGGAGAGGACCCUGAGCCCAGUGCUAUACAGGGGGCUUCUCCUUUGUCCUGGGGGAGUUGCGUGGACCCUGUUUUUGGUCAAGGGAAGCGCUUGCUGGUGGAGGAGACUUCCCCUCCUCUCUUUCUCGGGAGCCCCCUCUGAUGUCGUUCCCUGGUGUUUCUCAGGGCUGAUUCUGGGGGCUCGGCAGUGUCUGCCCUGUUCCAGGUGGGACUGUGGGUCUGUUCUGUUUCCACAGGGUGUGGUUUGUCCACCGGUGAGGGGCUCAGGACGUCAGUGGCUGGUCUCUGUCCCUAUGGUGUGGGCUCGGGCUCACUGCUCCCCUGCCCUCCAGGUCAGUCGCUGACUCAGUUGCUAUUCAGUGGCCUCCAUGGCUGUUCGGUGGUGGCUGCAGGUCUCUUUGCAGGAGAGGCCUGCGAGAGGGCUGGAUGUCUGGGAGCCCUGCAUUCUCCCGUGAUGUUGCUGCCUGAAUCCCUCGUCUUUAAAGGGAGAGCUGAACCUCCCUGCAGGUGUGGGCGGUGAGAGACACAGGCAGACGUGCAUCAAGGUGCUGGAGACCAAUUUCUUUCAGUGCCUUCUGCCUGUGGAAGCGCUGAGCUCUCUGCUUCUGUGCACAGGAGGUUGCCCUGUAAAUGGGCAGUGAGGGCAAGGGCCCAGGCCUGCAUGGGAAAGACUUGGGUGAGCCUUUGUCCUGGAAAUACAACAGCCGGGCUGAGAGGGGAGCGGGGCCGGAGUAGCCAGGAGGAAAGUAAGGGCAUGGGCAGUGUGUGGGUGGGGAGUGCAGGGUCAGUGCCAUGGCUCAGGGGCCCCAGGAGAUGAAGAGCUUGAGGGCAACAGGGGGCAGGGGGUAGGCACAGGUGGGAGAAACUGAGGCUCUGGCAGCAGAAGAGUAGAGGGCCUACAGGUACAGGAUUGGCCUAGUAGGAGUGUCUGGAGGGAGGGACAGGGGUCUGGGUGGAGACCAGGGUGGGGAUUGCAGGGACAGGACCCCAGGGUUGUCUGGGUGGGCGGCAAGAGCAGUGGGGUUGAAAGGACUGGGGGCAGGGUCGGGUCUCCCCAGGGUGUGGGCUGCAGGGAGGGGCUGCACAGGCUGUUUGCCUGAAGGAGGGAGGAGGGAGGGAGCACAGAGGUGCUGGGAGCCAAUGGGGAGGGAAAUGGCAGCAACCCAAUGCCAGAUGGUCCCGGUUUGGGGUUGAUCUGUGGGGUGCAGCUUCCUGGCCCGUGUGUAAGUGGCCAGGGCAGGCACGGAGUCUGGGGCUAUAAGCGGUGGCAGGAAGGCAGGUCCCGGUUUUGGGGGUCUGGAGCUUAUCUUCUUCCUGUGAGCUGAGUGUGGGUGGCACCUACGGGUGGUGCCCUGGACCUGUGGUCUGGUGGAGCCCAGGCCUCCCAGGGACAUCAGGGCAGCCAGGGCUACAGGAGCCUGAGGGGCCAGGUCAGGGUAGACCUGAGCCACUGCCUCCACCUUUGACCAGCACCACUGCGGGGGUCUGGGCAUGAGACCCCUUCACCCAGGAGGGGAGGCACGUGAGUGAGACCCUAAUUCCAUACCCCAUGGGGGGCUCUGACCCUCUUGCAGAAGGCCUGGACAGAGGUGGGUGGCUGUGUGCAGGUGGUGGGUGGGGAGCCCAGACCCUCCCAGAUACAGCCUGCUCUGCUCCAGAAUGUGGGCUGGACACUGCAGGCUGCCUGGUGUGCCUGAGGUGGCUGCAUUCCCAUGGCCAGGACUGAGGCCCAGUGGGGACCGGGGAGGAGCCUGAAGGGGGCUCCAUGGAGGACCUGUCUUGGAUGACACCCCUGUCUUGGGAAGGACAUGGGGUCCAGCUGGGAGGAAGGGGAGUGGGCCACCUUCUGGGGGUCUUCCGCCCCCACCACCGCAGCCUGGGGGCUCUGUGCUUGGCAACCUGCCAGAAGUUCCUCCCUGCCCAGACCCCAAAGUCUGUGCUGCCACAGGGGAGGAAGGAAGGGCCUGUGGCCUGGUCGAGGUUGGGGCCACACUGGUGUUCCCUAAGCCCGAGUCUGCUUCAAGUGCUUGCCCCGCAGCAGGCCCUGAGUGAGGGACAGAGACGGGGCGGGGUCUUCGGUCCUGGUGGCCUCUGGGGUGGAUUCCAGUGGGGAGUCAUUGGGGUUGGGGUCCCCCAGGGUACUGGGGUGAAUGAGCUCCUGGAGUCUGCUCUGGAUGUGGGGUUUGUGCCUGGGCUGCCUGGGGUUGAUGUUGGGAGGUGCCGGUGACCCCUGUUUCCCUGAGGGACUGUUGGUGGUGGUAGGAUCAGUUCUGGCCAGGGGCACUGGGGCCACGGCAGUAGGAUAGGAUCCAGCCCCUUCUCUGACCCCCCUGGAGCCCCGGUCCCCGUCCUCACCAUUCAGUGGGGACUCCGUUGUGCUCUGGGUGCUGGGGAUCAUGAGAGCUGGGUAGGACCCAGGUUCGGGGCGGCUGCUCCUCUCUCUGGCUGGGCCUCCGGCAGUGGCCAGGAGACAGUUUUGGACGCAGCUUUUCUCACAGUGGUCGUUCCAGUUAUACCCACUGUGACUCGGGGCUGUUCAGAAGCUGCCCAGGCUCCCUGAGCUCUGGGGCCUCCGGGGUGAGGGCUGGGCUUGUGGGUGGGGCCUCCUUCGGGGGCUCUGGAGGCUGUGGCUUGUUUUAGGUGUGGGGUGAGCACUGGGAGCCCCAGCCAGCCGAGCACCCACAGAGACCGGGGCCUGCACACAUUCCGCCCGGUGUGUGGGUGGCCCAGGCCCCUCUGGGCAGGUCGGCCUCAACGGGGAGGGUGGUUGGGUCCUGCUCGUUUUCCUUUGGGUUAAUGGGAUUCAUCCCCUGGCCCCAGACCCCCUUAGGCUGCCCCUGUCCCUCCAGCAAUGCAGGACAUGGCAGGUCACCCUGGAGGGAGGCAUGUUCUGGCCUGGGUGUCAGGUGUGGCACCUCAGAUCCUCCUGCGUGCUCUGGGUUGAGCAGGACGGCAGACGACCCAGGGCCCCCACCCUGUCUAAGGACAUUUUUGCUGCAGCAACUGUGGGAGCUGACGGUGUUCACGGCCACGCCACGGUCAUCAUCGUAGUCAAGGCUUUCUAAGAAUUUCAUUGUGACAAAGCCUCCUAUGAAAUGGUGCCAUGCCCUGCUUCCUGAGGGUUACUGAGCCUGGAGACACCGGCCCCAUCCUUCCCAAUGGGGACACUUCAGGGAGCAGCUCUCAAGUCCCGACAAAGACCCUCCUGGCCACAGGAGAUGCACGGACAUCGGGAACGGACAGAGGAAGGACGUGCAGUUGCAGCCUUUUCAGCAGAUGCCCUGAGAACUGGAGGUCGGGAGUUGGAGCAAACGGCCUCUCUCCAUGGUGUCCAGGGUAGCUUCUGGAGCUUUGGUGCCAAUUCCUGAGGCCAGGGUCCUACCCUUCCUGAUGCCGUGAUGUUUGAGGGCUCUGGAGGAAGCCCGGCCUGGCCACUCCUGCACUGCCUGGGCCUCUAGUCCUGCUGCGCCUUGAGGGGAACCCAGGGCCCCAGCCUUGGCCCUGUAAGACAGGGCCUCGGACCUAAGGCAGGAGCACUCCCUACCCCAGACCUCCUGCGUCACAGGAAAUGCACAGACAUUGGGAAGGGAUGGAGAAGGAUGUCAUCAUUGGCCUGAGUGGUGGGAUGAGCUAGAAAUAGUUCUUAAUUCCCGGUAAUCUGCCUGCCACGGGGAGCAGGAGGCGAGCGUGAAUGAAGAGCCACAGCAUGGCAGGGGAGCCACUGCAAGGAUGCUGAAACCCGUGUGAACAGAGUUGCUGUAGAUGCAAAAGGAAGCCAUCACCACCAUCAUCACCACCAUCAUCAUCCUCCUCCUGUGCAGAUGGAGAGGCUGAGGCAUAGCGAGGUGACAGAGUCUGCCCAGGACUGCAGGCCAGCUGGUGGCACAGCCGGGUUCCAAUGGAAUGAAGGUUGUCAUCCUCAGAUGGCAGGGUCACGUCCAGAGCCCCAGGACGACCAGUAAAGCCUCUUGAGCCAGUGGCAGCUCACGUUCUGCCUUGCCGGCUACUCUUCUCCCGGGCAACGUUGGCUGCUUGCUGUGGCUCUCCCCAGGGACCCUGGUCUUGUGUGGUCCCUGAUGUGGAGUCCUCAAGAUACACCCAGAAAGUCCUGGCUGUGAAGUAAGGGUGCAGAGUCCUGCAGAGCCGCUGGGCUGGGCUGGUGCCCCCAGGAGAUGGAAUCCCUGGUGGAUGCCCUCCUCCCUCAGAGCUGGGGCAGCUCAGUGUGCACCGCCCCCACAUCCAUCCUCUCUGCCGGCCAUGGUUGUCUGAGCAGUCAUUCUCUGCCAGCACCUCUGCAGCCUGCGGGGCCUCAGGUUCGCUGUGAGGGACCUCCCUGGCCUUCUGCGGAGACGGAGUAAGCUCUGUCAAGGCAGCUUACUCCAUCGUCCCUUCCUGUGACACCAAUGACGAAGCAGACUCCUCCACACAGGCAUCCUCAGGGCCCAGGGCCCUGGGGGCACCUUCCUCCUUUCUUAUUUGUUGAGAAAAAAAGUGGCAUUGUGCUCACACCAGGAAGCUGGAGCAGAGCUGACAUGCUCGGGAAAGGGCAGAGGUCACUGCGGGUGGGAAGGGUCAUCCAGUCUAGACUCAGCACCUCGUGGGCUGGUCAACUGAGGCUCAGAGUGCUGGUGCCAGGCCUGAGGCCUCGCGGUGACCCCUCUCUCUGGUUCCCAGCACCUGCCUGAGACCCGUGCCAGGCACCCAUGACCUGGAUCUCCCUGUUUCCUCGUCCAGGGCCUGAGGAACUGCCUCCCCAGGUCUGUCUCUGGAGGCUCUGAGGGAGAUGGGCUUGGGGGCUCUAGGAGGAGGCAGGGAUUCCAGGGUGUCAGGAAGGCCAGUGUGCCGGGUCCCACCCAGUGAAGUAACCGUGGGUGGCGUUUGGGCCUCCCCACCUUCCCCAAUGAGUGUGCCGGUGCUGGCGCUGCAGGCUCAGGGCUGCCCGUGACCCCAGACACCGCUGUCCAUCCUGUGAGGCUCCCGUCUGGGCAUGUCCUGGGUGGAUUCCUCCUUUCUGUUAAGUAGCUACAUGAGGCAGAGGCUCCUGGAUCCAAAGCAAAUGACAGGAAUUCCAGAGCCAGAUGUAUCCACUCAGGGCAGCCAGUGUUCAUGGAGAUGCCUCCAGCACGUGGAGGAGAGUGAAAGUCAGCCCGCCCCUCUCAUGAGAAAAGAAUCUGCUGAUACCUCUCAGCCUCCAGCGUUGCAAGUGCAAGGCCAGUGGAGAUAACCUGCAGUGUGCACGAGGGAGUGUGCCAGGGGCUGUGUGCAGGGGUAUGAGUGUGCAAGAGCGAGAGCGCAUGGCUCCUGUUACCUCAAGGUGUGGGCUCCUGGUGGCUGCUCAACGUUCCCAGGUGUGAGAGGCCCCGUGCAUCCUAAGCUGCCUGAGAUUUCUGUGCACUGAUCGCAUCCUCAGUUUCUUGUCCACCUGUUCACUAGCAAGAGUCCAAGGCUCCAAGGACACCCUCCCUGCACAUGAUUGGGUGUUCAUGGUGGCCUGGGCUGUGUCCUCCCCUGGGGAUGAGGGUGGGAUGUCCAUGGUGGCCUGGGCUGCAUGCUCUUAUGGGGAUGAGGGUUGAGUGUCCAUGAUGCACUGGGCUGUGUCCUCCCUUGGGGAUGAGGGUUGGGUGUCCAUCGUGACCUGGGCUGUGUCUUCCCCUGGGAAUGAGGGUUGGGUGUCCAUCGUGACCUGGGCUGUGUCCUCCCCUGGGAAUGAGGGUUGGGUGUCCAUCGUGACCUGGGCUGUGUCCUCCCCUGGGGAUGAGGGUUGGGUGUCCAUCGUGACCUGGGCUGUGUCCUCCCCUGGGGAUGAGGGUUGGGUGUCCAUCGUGACCUGGGCUGUGUUUCCUUAGGG